GGCCUCUUCGCCGAUUUAUAUACGGAGUACAAACGUGCGAGUUUAAGGGUGGAUAGUUGGCAUCGAAUCCAUUACCGCUGAGUAUCUUUUCGUCGUCCAAGCGUACAUCCCACCACCAUGGCUACUGAAACCGUUACUGCUUCUACUCGGGUCUACAGCCCAUUCAGAUUGAUCGCUUCUGAGGGAGACUGGCUCGACCAGCUAGAAUCUCAAGGCUAUGCUGUCGUGAAAGGUGCUGUUCCCCCUGAGCGCGCCCAGUAUUAUCAGCAGAAAGCCAUCGAAUGGCUCCAGACCUUUGAUCCGGCUCUGGACCCGAACGACCCGUCGACGUGGAAGAAGGAGAAGCUUCCGGUGCAGACUGAGAGAAAUACCUACGAGCACUAUUCCGUCGUCCACGAGAAGUUCAUGUGGGAGGCUCGCCAGGAGCCUGGUGUUGUCGAUGCCUUCGCUAGGAUCUGGGGCACGCACGAACUGCUGGUCUCGUUUGAUUCUCUGAACGUCACCCUGCCCAACCUCAAGACACCCCGUGCCCCGUGGCCGCAUAUUGACCAGGCCCCUCGCAAGCGUGGGCUCCAUUGCAUCCAGGGCAUCAUCAACCUGAGCCACGCCGGUCCCGAAGACGGCUCUCUGGUUGUUAUCCCCGGCUCAUCCAAGCUCGUUGAGGAGUUCUUCGACACAAAGACCGACCCCUCCACUUGGGAAUGGAGGGACAACCGCUAUUUCGACGACAAGGACAUGGAAUUCUUUACCAGCCGCGGGCUGAAGCCAAUGAAGGUUCUCGCAGAGCCCGGCGAUCUCAUCCUCUGGGACUCGCGCACCAUCCACUGGGGCGGGGAGCCUACGGAGAAGAGCAACACUACUAGAGCAGUUAUCUACGCUGCCUACGCCCCGGCUAAGCUGGCAUCCAAGGACGCCCUUGAGGAGAAGGAGCGUGUCUUCAGCGCUUGGGGAGCCACUACGCACUGGCCGCAUGACAAUAUCAAGUUGAGAGACCUCCAAGCGAGGCUGCCAGAUGGGACGCCGGAUCCUCGACACCGUUCUGAGCCGCUAGAAAAGCCCGAGGUCACGGACAAGGUGCUACGACUGGCAGGAGUGAAAGCGUACUGAUUGUCAGAGCUCCCGAGUCGAGUCAAAGCCCACAAGUACAUUUGGGUAGCUUUUAACGAGCAUCUGGUAGCCAGUCUGUGUCGAAUAGUUUUCUCACCUGGAGUAAUCUGUAUCAUAAAAAAACUAGUCCACUCACGUU
Molecule: messenger RNA, 1246 nt
Organism: Cladophialophora immunda
Lineage: Eukaryota; Fungi; Ascomycota; Eurotiomycetes; Chaetothyriales; Herpotrichiellaceae
Exons: 2
Coding region: 118-1107 (329 amino acids)
Source: RefSeq, a predicted model, not a curated record